UUAUUCUAGUACAGUGCUAUGACAAAAAAGUGGUAGAGGCAAUAUCGCUUUUACCACAACCAAGUUCUUCUAAUUUAACCCGAGGAGUUAGCGUUUACUUUCGACGAAUAUGUCUGUGUAUCUCCCUGAAAACCUUGAGAAGCUCAUGGAGAGGCGAGCUGCCGUUCGUAAUCUUGCAGUUAUUGCUCAUGUUGAUCAUGGAAAGACAACUUUAACCGAUUCUCUCUUAACUAGAGGAAAUUUGUUGUCUGAGGAUAAGGCUGGCACUAAAUGCCAAACUGAUACAAGAGAGGACGAACAGCUAAGGGGAAUCACAAUAAAAUCGACGGCUGCAUCUGUUGUGUAUGAAUUGGAAGAAUCGGUUGCCAAGGAAUGUGGCGAGCCAACGAUCCUUACAAAUCUCAUCGACUCACCAGGCCACGUCGACUUUUCGUCGGAAGUAACCGCUGCUCUGAGGGUAUCUGACGGGGCCUUGGUUGUGGUCGACUGCGUAUCAGGGGUAUGCGUGCAAACGGAAACGGUUUUAAGACAAGCGCUUGCCGAAAGCGUAGCGCCUGUUUUGAUCAUGAACAAAUUGGACAGAUGUGUUUUGGAAAAACAAAUGGACCCGGAAAGUAUUUAUGUUCAUCUUCGAUCGAUUUUGGAUGAGGUUAAUUCAAUAGUAUCAACUUACGCAAGUGAUUUAUCAGAAAAAUGGCUGCUCGAUCCUGUUAAGGGUAACGUAGCCUUUGGAAGCGGUUUACACGGAUGGGCUUUCACAUUGCCUCAAUUAGCUGAUUUCUACGCCAAGAAAGUUGAGGGUGUCAAUCCAAAAUCAUUAUUGAAGAAAAUGUGGAAUGAAAACUUUCUUAAUCUUAAAACGAAAAAGUGGACUUCUUCACGAUCUAAUGAUACUGUUAGAGGAUUCAACAAGUACGCUCUUGAACCUGUUUUCAAGCUUCUCGGAGCUUUCGAAAAGUCUCAAGAAGAUGUUGAUAAACUAGGAAGUAUAUUGAACGUUGCUGUACCAUGGAAAAAGUUGGAGACGUCAAAAGACGCCUGCAAAUACAUCAUGAAAAAAUGGAUGAACGCCGGAGAGGCAAUGGUUAGAAUGAUUGCCUUACAUCUGCCGUCACCCAUAGUAGCCCAACGCUACAGAACUGAUAAAUUAUACGAGGGACCUUCUGAUGAUGUAGUAGCAUGCGCCAUGAGAAAUUGUGAUCCUCAUAGUCAUCUAAUGAUGUACGUAACAAAAAUGAUACCAACUUCUGAUGGCAAGCGAUUUUUUGCUUUUGGUCGUGUAUUUUCGGGAACACUAAAUGCAGGUCAAAUGAUCAGAAUUAUGGGACCAAAUGAUGAUAAUGCAACUAGAGUGCCUGUGAAAAGUGCAGUAAGAGUAGCUUUAAUGCAAGUUGGACGAAUUUUAUCUGUUAGCAAAGUCAGUUGUGGAAAUGUAUGCGCCAUUUAUGGAAUUGAUAAAUUCAUUUCCAAGACUGCUUGCUUAACGUCCUUUGAGACCGCAUGCAACAUGAAACUUCUCAAUUUUUCUGUAAGUCCUGUUGUACGUUCCGCCGUCAGUGUACAAAACUGCGCCGAUUUACCGGCUCUAAUCGAAGGAUUGAGAAGACUACAUCAAUCUGAUCCAAUGGUUCAAGUGAGAUCAGAAGAAGGAGAACACAUCAUAGCAGCAGCGGGAGAAUUACAUUUGGAAGUUUGCCUUAAUGAUUUGGAAAAUGAGUUCGCAAAGGUACCAAUAAAGAAAUCCAAACCAAUUGUUACCUAUUGCGAGACUGUAGAUGGCACUAGCACAAAGGUUGCUUUGGCGAAAUCAACGAACAAAUUGAAUAGAUUAUUUGUUACGGCUGAACCUUUAGGAGAAGAACUCUGCUUGGAUAUAGAAAAAGGAGAGAUAACAGCCAUCCAGGAGCCCAAAGAGAGAGUUAGAUUGUUGGCUGAAAAGCAUGGCUGGAAGAGAGACGAAGCCAAGAAAAUCUGGUGUUUUGGACCAGAUAACACAGGACCAAACAUUCUUGUAGAUUGUACAAAAGCUGUUCAAGGACUCGACGGCAUAAAAGAUAUGAUCAUGGCAGCUUUCCAAUGGGUAACGUCCCAGGGAUUGCUUGCCGAGGAAAGAUUAAGAGGAAUCAGAUUUAACAUAGUAGACGCUCUGGUUCAUUGCGAUCCUCAAUGCAGAAAAGGAGGACAAAUCCUACCUGCAGCAAGAAGAGCUUUUCUUGGGGCAAUGUAUGUUGCAAAACCAAGAAUUUUUGAGCCAAUUUAUUCCGUGCAAGUCACUUGUCCACAAACAUCUGUAAAUUCCGUGUACAGUCUCUUCAGUCAAAAGAAGGGCUCGAUCUACGAUGAGAAUCUACACAAUGGCAUCUACAUUCUAAAAGGAUAUUUGCCAGUUAAUCAAAGUUUCGGCUUUAACACAGCAUUGAGAUCCGCAACACACGGUCAGGCUUUUGAACAAUGUUCUUUUGAUCAUUGGGAAAUGAUUGACUCGGAUCCCUUCGAAAAAGGAUCAAAAAUGGACGAAUUAUGCAAGGAAAUAAGACAAAGAAAAGCAAUCGCUCCAGAAAUAAUUGAUUUAGAUAAAUUGGUCGAUAGAAUCUAACUAUCAGUAAUUGAUAUGAUUAUAAGAAAAUCAAGUAAUUUCCCUAAAUAUUCCCUCUCAAAAAAGAGCUUAUUUUCUAUCACCUAUUCUAUUAUUAACAAUAAUUUCACACUUUACUGUCUAAUUAACCUUAACAAUGAAAGUAAUUAUUCUUAAACGAACACUAUUUUUCACUAUAUUUAGUUCUUAAUUAAUACCCUUCUUUAUUUUUAUUCAAUAAAUACAAUAGUAGUAGUAAUAAUAGAAAGAAAAUGUGUUUUGUUUUUA
Molecule: messenger RNA, 2863 nt
Organism: Dimorphilus gyrociliatus
Lineage: Eukaryota; Metazoa; Annelida; Polychaeta; Dinophilidae
Source: the annotation of a GenBank genome assembly